This is a messenger RNA of Leptonychotes weddellii (Weddell seal), 326 nucleotides long. The record is from RefSeq and is a predicted model, not a curated record. NCBI's taxonomy places the organism in Eukaryota, Metazoa, Chordata, Mammalia, Carnivora, Phocidae.
CGGAGGGGUACGCGGGAUCCGACAGCCGGUGGGUCCAGGCCAUGGGGCAGCUCUGGGCGGUGGGGAGCGCGGAGGGGACGCCCGCGCGGCUGCCUCUCGUGCUCACUGCGCUGUGGGCCGCGGCUGUGGGCCUGGAGCUGGCCUAUGUGCUGGUUCUGGGUCCCGGGCCGCCCCCGCUGGGACCCCUGGCUCGGGCCUUGCACCUAGUGCUGGCCGCCUUCCAGCUGCUCAACCUGCUGGGCAACGUGGGGCUCUUCCUGCGCUCGGACCCCAGCAUCCGGGGCGUGAUGCUGGCCGGCCGCGGUCUGGGCCAGGGCUGGGCGUGA